AUGUUAACAAGGGUCUCGAGAUAUGCCGGUGGAGUCUCUGUGAGCCCGCAUUUUGUGGUGAGGAGCUACUCCAGAAUGGCUAUAAAGCCAUCAAGGAGUCCACGGUCAAGAAACCAGAAACCGAGCAAGAAACCCGGUAGCUCUGGAGAGAUCGCUCCAUACAAGUUUGGCAGUGGAUCCUCGCUUAAACUGCCUGAUGACCGCAAAAUUAAAGGUCUGACCGAGUAUAUCAACAAGGUCACAGAGUUCUACGAGCUGAAACUGUUGCCAGAUGUGAGACAGGCGCUGAUAGACGAAAUCAAGGAGAAUACAGUGCUGAAAGCUCAAAACUAUGUCAGUCCUAUCAAGCGCAAGCUCACCGACAAGGAACUGGAAGGACUUGUGAUCAGACCAACACCUAUUCAGAAAGCCGCUGUUCGAGUCAUUAAUCCAGCCCGUCCCGCAGAUAAACUUUUGCACACAUACAUCAUGGCAGCAGAGACGGGAACAGGCAAGACUUGGGCCUACUUAGCUCCGUUGCUGCACAAGCUCCGCGAACAGGAGCUUGAACAUGGACAGGAAAUGGCAAGAAAGGCGGGAAUCAAGAGCGUGAUCUUGCUCCCCACACACGAACUUGUGGAGCAAGUGUUCAACACCGUUAAUCAUACCAGCGAGACUCUUGGUACUCACGUAUUCAAAUGGGAUCUGAACUCCAACUUUAGGGAGUUCAUCGAGGAGUUCAGAAACGGAAUAGACGUGCUAGUGACGACGCCGGGAAAAUUGGCCUCGUUGGGCAAAUACGAUGAUGUUCAAAACUUGAGAUCUCUGCUUUCUCGGGUGAGGUUCUGUGUUGUUGAUGAGGCAGAUACUUUGAUGGAUGAAUCAUUUAUGCCCGACACUUAUGGCGUUUUAAAGAAAAUGCCCGGUCUGGAAGACCUUGUUUUUGCGUCUGCCACCAUUUCGUCUUCUUUGAAGACCUCUGUCAACUCAUUGUUCCCAGAUGCCACUCCUAUUAGUACGCCGUCCUUACACAAGAUCCCAAAGGCUAUCGAAGUGCGUGUUAUAGAUGCAAAGCCAAAACCGUACAACGGAUCGCGUCUCAAGGCAUUGGCGCAAGUCUUGUACGCUAUCCACUGCGACGGAACAGAGCCUGGGUUCGAGAAAAGAGUGAUUGUGUUUGUGAACGAAAAGAAACAGGUUCCAGAACUUGCUUCUCAGCUAGCCGAGAAGUACAAACAUGACGUUGUGAGCAUCAGCUCCAAUGACUCGCCAGAGGAAAGAAUGCAGAAACUGCAACCGUUCAUCGAUCCACCGAAACCGCUGGAGAACCCUACAAAAACCACUCUGAAGGUACUCAUCUGCACGGAUCUUAUGUCCAGAGGCAUCAACUUUCGUGGAGUGAGAAACGUGGUACUCUACAACAUCCCUAGCAUGACAUCAGACUUGGUCCAUCGUAUGGGCAGAACAGGAAGAAUGAACCAGUCCGGACGGGCGUUUAUCAUUUUGGAAGACAAGCGGGCCUCCAAUACUAAGGGACUCGCCAAGGUGUUGCGAAUGAACAGACGUCUUGAAUGA
Messenger RNA from Ogataea philodendri, 1554 nucleotides. RefSeq lists its product as uncharacterized. The transcript has a single exon. Gene Ontology annotation, molecular function: nucleic acid binding; ATP binding. NCBI's taxonomy places the organism in Eukaryota, Fungi, Ascomycota, Pichiomycetes, Pichiales, Pichiaceae. The coding region runs from base 1 to 1554 and encodes 517 amino acids. The record is from RefSeq and is a predicted model, not a curated record.